This is a messenger RNA of Protobothrops mucrosquamatus (brown spotted pit viper), 2025 nucleotides long. It is a transcript of the gene HIC1, whose product is annotated as HIC ZBTB transcriptional repressor 1. Bases 1 to 2025 code for a protein of 674 amino acids. The transcript has 3 exons. Gene Ontology annotation, cellular component: nucleus. The record is from RefSeq and is a predicted model, not a curated record. Gene Ontology annotation, molecular function: RNA polymerase II cis-regulatory region sequence-specific DNA binding; DNA-binding transcription factor activity, RNA polymerase II-specific; protein binding. Lineage: Eukaryota; Metazoa; Chordata; Lepidosauria; Squamata; Viperidae. Gene Ontology annotation, biological process: regulation of transcription by RNA polymerase II.
AUGUUGGAGGCCUCGGAGGCGACGGGCCACUCCCGGCAGCUGCUGCUCCAGCUCAACGCGCAGCGCACCAAGGGCUUCCUCUGCGACGUGAUCCUGGUGGUGCAGAACGCGCUCUUCCGCGCCCACAAGAACGUGCUGGCGGCCAGCAGCGCCUACCUCAAGGCCCUGGUAGUGCACGACAACCUCAUCAACCUGGACCAGGAGAUGGUCAGCCCGGCCGUCUUCCGCGCCGUCCUCGACUUUAUCUACACCGGCCGCCUGGGCCCCGGGGCCGAGGGCGAGGCUGAGCCGGUUGGCGUGACCAGCGCCGAGCCCGCUUUGGGAGCCAUCCUGGCCGCCGCCAGCUACCUGCAGAUCCCGGACCUGGUGGCCUUGUGCAAGAGGAAGCUGAAGCGCUCCGGCAAAUACUACCAGCUGCGCGGCGGCGGCGGCGGGAGCUAUUCGGCCUCCGCGCCCUUCGGAAAGCUGGCCAGGGGACUCCGCGCCGCCACGCCGGUUAUCCAGAGUUGCUUCGGGGCGCCGCCGCGGCCGGUGGAGCCGAGCAAUCCGCUCAGCACCCACUGCGGGGAGCUGUACGCCGCCGCCGCCGCCGCUGCUGCCGCCGCCCACCCGCACGGGCUGUGCCCCCCGCUCUGCGGCCUCGACCUCUCCAAGAAGAGCCCGAACGGACCUUCCCCGCAGCUGCCCCCGCCGCCCCCGCCCGACAGCCGCCUCCGAGCAGCGGUGGAGAGCCGCGAGGGGGUCCUGCAGCCGCGGCCCGAGAGCCCGGCCUUGCUGCCUCCCCACGCGGCCUUCGGGGACCCGGGCUCCACGGCCCCGCUCCAGGCCGCCUUCGCCCACCUGCACCAUCGCAGCGGCGGCGGCGGCGGCGGCGGCGGCAGCAGCCCCGGGACGGAGCCGAGCGCUCGCAUCGAGGUGGCGCCCGAAUUCCUGUACCGCUGGAUGAAGCACGAGCCGCUGGUGGCGGGUUACGUCGAGGAGGAGGAGGACGAGGAGGAGGAGGACGACGAGGGCGACUGUGGCGGCGCCCGGCGGGAGCAGGGCAGCGGCGGCGAGCGAGAACUGGAGCCCCGGGCCCCGUCGCCUUCCGGGCCGGCCCCGCCGCCCCCGCGCCACUACUUGGAGAGCGCGGACGGCGAGGCCGAGGACCUGGAGCCGGACAAGAGCACCAGCGAGGAGACGGGCUGCAGCAGCGGCGGCCCUUCCCCCGCGGGGGGCAGCCUGGAGCGCUACCUGGGCUACGAGCCGGAGAGCUUCGGGGGCGACAACCUCUACGUCUGCAUCCCCUGCGGGAAGGGCUUCCCGUCCUCCGAGCAGCUGAACGCGCACGUGGAGGCCCACAACGAGGAGGACGAGCUCUACCGCAAAGAGGCGGCCGAACCGCCGCCGCCGCCGCCCUCGGGGGGCCCGCCGGGCUGCGACCUGCUGCGCCCCUACCGCUGCGCCUCCUGCGACAAGGCGUACAAGGACCCGGCCACGCUGCGCCAGCACGAGAAGACGCACUGGCUGACGCGGCCCUACCCGUGCUCCAUCUGCGGCAAGAAGUUCACGCAGCGCGGCACCAUGACCCGCCACAUGCGCAGCCACCUGGGCCUGAAGCCCUUCGCCUGCGACGCCUGCGGGAUGCGCUUCACCCGCCAGUACCGGCUGACCGAGCACAUGCGCAUCCACUCGGGCGAGAAGCCUUACGAGUGCCAGGUCUGCGGGGGGAAGUUCGCCCAGCAGCGCAACCUGCUCAGCCACAUGAAGAUGCACGCCGCCGCCGCUGCCGCCGCCGCCGCCGCCGGCCCCGACGGGAAGCUGAAGCUGGACUUCCCCGAGGGGCACACCUCGCACUUCCUGGCCGCCGCCGCCGCCGCCGCUGCCGCCGCCGCCGACCCCAAGGCCGCCCUGGAGAGCCUCUACCUCGGGCUCAGCCCCGACAAGACGGCCGAGGUCUUGGCCCAGGGCGCCGUGGUGGCCGCCACCCACCACCUGCACAACGACCACCACGCUCGGACCAUAGGCCGCUUCUCGCCCCCCUGA